UAUAAACGACAGCCUGGCCUAACAGAAACAACGGUCGUCUGCGAAACUUGUGCUGUCUUCUGCAAGUACGCUGUAGCUGACACAGUGAAGAGCAUCAGCCAAUCAUGAAGGUCCUUCUGCUGUUACUCGUCGUCAUUGGAUUGGCGGCAGCUGAUGCCUUGCCUUGGAAGGGACGUAGAAGUGCUGAUCCCGUGCUGGAACUUGAUCUUUUCGGUAGAAGUGCUGAUCCCGUGCUGGAAGAAUAUCUUAAACGUAGAAGUGCUGAUCCCGAGAAUUCAAAGUUCAAGGCACGUGAAGCAUCUCCUGGCUAUUUGCUGGAAGAAUUUCUUAAACGUAGAAGUGCUGAUCCCGUGGCAGCAGCUUAUUACGUGCCUGCGAGGGCUCGUAGAAGUGCUGAUCCCGGUCGCUGCUUUCUAUGCUGAGAGAAGAGGCCACAAAGGGUGACGAGCGACAAUAAAAGCACCUGGUAACCAAGCUCGAAAUGACGUUUUGCUCUUUUUCUUCGUGUCAACCGACCACACAAAUAAACGGCACAUGGAGAGAUUACUAAA
Molecule: messenger RNA, 551 nt
Organism: Ornithodoros turicata
Lineage: Eukaryota; Metazoa; Arthropoda; Arachnida; Ixodida; Argasidae
Exons: 10
Coding region: 105-422 (105 amino acids)
Source: RefSeq, a predicted model, not a curated record